Messenger RNA from Polypterus senegalus (gray bichir), 690 nucleotides. RefSeq names its product galectin-related inter-fiber protein (gene grifin). NCBI's taxonomy places the organism in Eukaryota, Metazoa, Chordata, Cladistia, Polypteriformes, Polypteridae. The record is from RefSeq and is a predicted model, not a curated record. Gene Ontology annotation, molecular function: carbohydrate binding. The coding region runs from base 28 to 447 and encodes 139 amino acids. The transcript has 4 exons.
CAGAAGCCUUCAGGCACAAUUUACACAAUGGCAUUGAAGUUUGAAGCUACCUGCCCUGAAGGUCUCUGCCCAGGAUGGAGUAUUAUUGUAAAAGGAGAGGCACCUACCACAGCCAAUAAGUUUGAAAUUAAUUUGAUGUGUGACCGAGAUGACCGCAUCGCAUUUCAUUUUAACCCUCGUUUCUCGGAAUCAGACAUUGUCUGCAAUUCAUAUGUGUCAAAUCGCUGGGGUCAAGAAGAACGCUCCAAUAAUUUCCCCUUUGGAGCUGAAGAGCCAUUUCAGGUUGAAAUUUACUCUGACAAUGAAAACUUCCAUGUUUUUAUUGAUGAUUCCAAAAUUCUGAAGUACAAGCACCGAUUAGAAGAUCUGAAAACAGUCACCAAAGUGCAAGUGACACACGACAUCAAUAUCUCCUCUGUGGAAAUCACAAAGAAACCGUACUAUUAAGACUUCCAAAGAUGGGAUGGAUGGGAGUUAAUGUUAAGUUGUCAAGCAGACUUUGCUGAUCAGUUUUGGAGUCUAUCAGUGUUUGCACUUUUGCCGUUAGAUUUUUUGAAGCAGACCUGAGUACUGAAGUGGAAUGGAGGUUAGUCAAAUCACUUGCACAGAGAGCACUCCUGCUAAGAGCUUCCAUGAAUCCAUUUUUGCUGUGGAAAAGGUUGAAUGUAUUGAGAGACGGCUGAUGAAAAU